This is a messenger RNA of Capronia epimyces CBS 606.96, 2883 nucleotides long. RefSeq lists its product as uncharacterized. Gene Ontology annotation, biological process: protein export from nucleus; protein import into nucleus. The record is from RefSeq and is a predicted model, not a curated record. Gene Ontology annotation, cellular component: cytosol; nuclear envelope. The transcript is spliced from 2 exons. NCBI's taxonomy places the organism in Eukaryota, Fungi, Ascomycota, Eurotiomycetes, Chaetothyriales, Herpotrichiellaceae. The coding region runs from base 1 to 2883 and encodes 960 amino acids. Gene Ontology annotation, molecular function: nuclear export signal receptor activity; small GTPase binding.
AUGGCCGCUUUGCAGCCUCUGGCCCAGCUGCUUGAUGCCAGUCUCGACCCCCGUCAGAACAAGGAAGCCGAACUCAAGAUCCGCGCCGAAGAAAAGAAGCCGGGGUUUGCGCUGUCUCUACUUCAAAUCACGGCCUCCGACGAGUUCAAGUACAAUACACGGCUUGCCAGUGCCCUCGCCUUCAAGAACUUCAUUAAACGCAACUGGACCGAUGUGGAGGGGAACUACCGUCUCCCCCAGCAAGAUGUCAGUGCAAUCAAAACCGAAAUCGUGGGGCUCAUGAUAUCUGUGCCGCGGGGCAUUCAAACACAGCUGGGUGAAGCGAUCAGCGUAAUCGCAGACAGUGACUUCUGGGAACGAUGGGACACGUUGGUCGAUGAUCUGGUAUCCCGGUUGAAACCAGGUGACCCGAUAGUCAAUGCGGGGGUUCUCCAGGUCGCCCAUUCCAUCUUUGCACGGUGGCGCCCAUUGUUUCGAUCUGAUGAACUGUUCACCGAGAUCAACCAUGUCCUUACAAAGUUUGCUCAACCUUUCCUCUCGUUGUGGCAGAGUCUUGAUGUCUACAUCGAGAGCCAUAGCAAUGAUAAGGGAGCCAUUCAGAACGCUUUUGCAGAACUCGACCUGAUUCUUCUGCUCUUCUAUGACCUGUCCUGUCAGGAUCUGUCACCUGUUUUUGAAGACAACCUGGCGGGAAUAUCAAACUUGCUAUUGAAAUAUCUCUUGUACCAGAACCCUCUCCUGCAGACCGACGAUGAAUCCGAGGCUGGUCCGUUGGAGAACACGAAAGCAAACAUUUUCGAGGCACUGUCCCUCUACAUCGCCAAAUAUUACGAUGAUUUCUCCAAACAUGUCCCAAGUUUCGUGGAGAGCUCCUGGAAUCUUUUGACGACGACUGGACCGGAACCCAAAAAUGACAUUCUCGUCAGCAAGGCUCUUCACUUUCUGACGCAGGUGGGAGGGAUUAAUGAACAGGCGCAAACUUUCAACAAUCCCAACAUUCAGACCCAGAUUAUUGAGAAGGUCAUCCUUCCAAAUGUGGCGCUGCGAGAUUUGGAUGUCGAAAUGUUUGAAGACGAACCCAUCGAAUUUAUCCGUCGAGAUCUCGAAGGAUCCGAUAGCGAAACUCGUCGAAGGGCAGCGGGAGAUUUCUUACGCCAGCUGAGUGACCAAUUCGAGCAAUCCGUGACUGCAAUUGCCAUCACUUAUGUUCAGAAAUGCGUUCAAGACUUCACGAGCAAUCCUCAGGACAACUGGAGAGCCAAAGAUACCGCGGUGAGCUUGUUCCACGCGAUUGCCGCCAAAGGAAGCACAACAUCCACGCAUGGAGUGACCAAGACGAAUCCUCUUGUUGAUAUCGGCGACUUCUUUUCAAAAAAUCUUGCCAGUGACCUGCAGGAUCAGCAUACCCAGCCUCUGAUCAAGGUGGAUGCCAUCAAAUAUCUUUACGUGUUUCGAAGUAUCAUCACCAAAGAUCAGUGGCAACAAGUCAUGCCGCUACUGGUCAAUCUGCUAGGAGAUUCAAACUUCUGCGUCUAUACCUAUGCAGCUGUUGCCGUGGAAAGAGUAUUGGCUAUGACCGAUGAGACUGGAAAACCCGUUAUCGACCCAGCCGACAUUAGGCCUCUCGCAAGCAGUCUCCUUGAACAUCUGUUCAGUCUGGUGGAGAAGGACGAAGCAGCCGAGAAGGUCCAGGAGAACGAAUUCAUCAUGCGUUGCAUCAUGAGAGUCUUGAUAGUUCUCAAAGACGGCAUAUCUGCCAUAGCCGAGAGCGUUCUACAACAUCUGACCACCAUAACAACCAUCAUCUCUACCAACCCGAGCAAUCCGAAAUUCUAUUACUAUCAUUUCGAAAGUCUAGGAGCUUUGAUCAGAUUUACUCCAUCGGCACAAUCAGAAGCAUUGGGCGCUCACCUCUUCAACCCGUUUGCAGCAAUUCUUGCGAAUAAUGUGGAGGAAUUUGUCCCUUAUGUUUUCCAAUUGAUGGCAGCUCUCCUAGAGGCUGAGCCUAGCAAACCAUUGCCGGUACAAUACAGACCGCUCAUUGCGCCUAUCCUUGGGCCUACGUUGUGGGAGCAGCGUGGUAAUAUUCCAGCCUUGGUUCGACUGCUGUCUGCCAUCAUUCCCCGAGCUGCUGAUGAACUGAUCUCCGCCAAUCAAGUCGAAGGCGUUCUCGGGAUCUUCCAAAAGUUGGUGUCAACCAAAGUAUUCGAAGGCUACGGGUUUGAUCUGUUGGAGACGGUCAUCUCGACCUUGCCAGCUUCUGCCCUAGAGCAGUACUGGGUUCAUCUGUUGAAUAUCAUGCUUACCCGCCUGCAGGGCAAGCAGUCGCAAGCGUUUCAGAUCCGAUUCGUCAGGUUUUACCACUUCAUCUCGUCGCGCAGCGACAAGGGUCUUGGGGCUGAUUUCUUCGUUGCCGCUACGGAUCGCGUUCAGCAUGAUGUUUUCCGACAGCUCUACUUGGGUAUCAUCCUUCCAAAGACACAAGAGCUGGCUCGUCCUCUUGAUCGGAAGAUUGCCGCCAUUUCAUUAGCCAAGACGCUCGCUGAAUCCCAGGCCUUCGUGGACCGAUAUCCCAAAGGCUGGCCCUUGACGUGUAACGCAUUGCUCAAGCUGCUAGAAGAUCCUCCGUUGCCGCCAAAAGCAGAAGAUACCAUUGCUGAGCUUGAUGUCGAAGACAGUAGUUUCGGUGUUGGUUUCACCCAGUUGAACACCGUCCGACGCCCAAUCAGCGACCCAUUCGCGGACAUUACGGACUUGAGAAAGUGGGUGGGCCACUAUCUCAAGGCUGCUGAUCAGAGGCACGGAGGGAGGAUAGGGCGGGUGGUCAAUGAUAAUCUAAGCCCAGAUGCAAAGAAAGUCUUGAGCGCCUACAUGGCUCUGUGA